GGACCAAUGCAAAACACUUUAUGAAACACGUUUUUUUGGACGGACUUUAUGAAACAUUUUGGAUAUACGGAUUCAUGGUACUAUGACAGUAUGACUGAUGUAUAUAAAAUUAUAAAAGAGACAUGCUCCCACGAUCCACUUAUCAUGGAGCAGAAAGCAAGAUUGAGUUCAGCCUUCUUCUUCUUAUGUCUUUUGACUCUUCUUCCAGAAGUGCACAAUGGUGAGAAGAUUGAGGUAUCCUCAUCCCCUACGAAGCUGUUCGUUUUCGGAGACUCUUAUGCUGAUACUGGCAACAACCCAUAUACCGCCGUCUGUUGGAACGAACCGUACGGCGUCACUUUCCCCGGUAGACCUUCCGGCAGAUUCUCCAACGGUCGCGUCCUUACUGAUUUUAUAGCUAGGUACAUGGGAAUCAAAUCUCCAGUACCCUACAGAAGAUGGAAACUUGGUGGUACAAAUCUACACAAGAAUGGACUGAAUUUUGCGUAUGGAGGGACGGGUGUUUUCACCACAUACCUUGAAGGGCCGAAUAUGACCACUCAAAUAAAUGAUUUCGAACAACUCAUUGAACGACGUGUCUACACCAAACAGGAAUUGACCAACUCUUUUGCUCAUGUGUCGCUCGCCGGCAACGACUACACCACUUUCGAUUUCAAUGAUGAUCCACAAAAGAAUUUAACUGCUUUUACUCAAUCAGUGGUGAGUCAACUGGUGUUGAAUCUCAGACGCAUAUAUGAACUUGGAGUUGGGAGGAUAAGUGUGAUUGCUGUGCCACCAUUUGGAUGUUUUCCCACCGUUACUUCAUAUAAGAUGUGCAACGACUCACUUAAUUCAGUUUCGACGUUCCACAAUGACUUGUUAAAGGAAGCUGUGGAGAAACUAAACAAUGAAAUUGCUGCUGAUCGAUCCACUUAUGUGAUUCUUGAUCUCUACUCUGAAUUUAUGGCUGCCUUUAAUGUUCAGGAUAGCCCUCCAGGUAUACCAAGAUUUGAGAAUCCAUUGGUAGAAUGUUGUCGAGGUACAACAAAUGAAUCAAGUUGUGGGGUCGUUGGUGAAGAUGGAGCAAAUGAAUAUACUGUGUGUAAGAAUCCAAAAGGGUCAUUCUUUUGGGAUCAAAUGCAUCCUACCCAAGCUGGAUGGAUUUAUGUAUUUCCAAACUUGACAUCUUCCCUCAACACUCUUCUCUUCCCUCGUGGCCAACCAUCAUAUGCAGCUAUUUAGGUGUCACUUUGGAGCAUGCUUAAACCAUUCACGCAAUUAUUCUAAGCAUUAUAAUCAAUAAGAUCUUCACUCUAUAUUUUAUGCAGUUGAAGUUCGACUCCCACAAAAAGCAAGUAUGUGUGGUUUUUGUAUUCCUUGUUUUCAAAGCUAUUUUAAGUUGUCUCCGACACAAGUAGUUUCUAUUUAUGCAUGAGUCAUUGUUGUUAAUAUUGAAUUGAAAUUUAAUGAAUAAAAUGAAUAAAGUGAUUAUUCAUUGAGUA
Messenger RNA from Cuscuta epithymum, 1481 nucleotides. Lineage: Eukaryota; Viridiplantae; Streptophyta; Magnoliopsida; Solanales; Convolvulaceae. The record is from the annotation of a GenBank genome assembly.